Messenger RNA from Anisakis simplex (herring worm), 408 nucleotides. NCBI's taxonomy places the organism in Eukaryota, Metazoa, Nematoda, Chromadorea, Rhabditida, Anisakidae. The record is from the annotation of a GenBank genome assembly.
AUGAUUUGUCCAGAAAUGAUUGUAUCGAUGUUAAUCUGUGAGCGAAUGCGUCGAAAUGAAUCGAUUGUGAUUGUUGGUGCACAGCGAUAUUCAGAUUAUGCAGGAUACGGCAACUCGUUUCAGUGGUAUCCAUUACAUGCGCCCGAAGCACUUUCGAGAGAUCGUUUCGAGCGUUUACACUGUGAACUGGUCGCAAUAGACGCAUUGCCAUUUUCGCAGCCAAAACAUCAGUUCACUGUUGAUCUCGUGGACAGAGAGCUUUUGAAGGCCUAUUGUGGAUUCCGCGUACGAGACGGAUCAUCAAAAGCAAUCGCGACUGGUAAUUGGGGAUGUGGUGUUUUCGGUGGAGAUUUACGUCUCAAAAGUAGUCGAUUUCGCAUUCAUUUAAGGAUUUCUAUUCGCUUUUAA